Molecule: messenger RNA, 5043 nt
Organism: Micropterus dolomieu (smallmouth bass)
Lineage: Eukaryota; Metazoa; Chordata; Actinopteri; Centrarchiformes; Centrarchidae
Product: phosphatidylinositide phosphatase SAC2-like
Exons: 21
Coding region: 370-3831 (1153 amino acids)
Biological process (GO): phosphatidylinositol dephosphorylation; regulation of endocytic recycling
Cellular component (GO): early endosome; clathrin-coated endocytic vesicle
Molecular function (GO): phosphatidylinositol-4-phosphate phosphatase activity
Source: RefSeq, a predicted model, not a curated record
UACAUCUUGAACGGGCACACAGCGGCUGCUGGUACACUCUCUCACUCAUUAGUGUGUAUUUGGCAUUACUGCGUCCAGCAUGACGGUGGGAAGGGCUGCUUCUCCCGUGGAAAGGUAAUUUGAUUAUCAGCAUGCGUAGAAGUGGAAUAAACAAGGACGACACUCAUCCAGCUGCUGCCGCCGCUGUCGCUAGCUCGCUAGCUCCCGUAGCUCACCAGCCUGUGGGGAACGAGCUAACCGUGUAACGUUAGCUAGCCAGUCGCCGUCUGGCUAGCUACAGCCAACCUCCAAGACGUGGAAGUUGAUAAUUACCUGUACCUGGCUGCUUAGCCAGCUAGUUGCCUGUUUGGUGUAACGUAAAGGGACAAAAUGGAGCUAUUCCAAGCCAAAGACGAGUACAUUCUUCAAAGUGGAGACCGUGCUCUGUGGUGCAGCCGAAAAGACGGGACCAUUACAGUCAGACCUGCAACAGACCUGUUGUUAGCUUGGAAUCCAGUGUGUUUGGGUUUGGUAGAAGGUGUCAUUGGAAAGAUACAGCUUCACACAGAUCUUCCUCUCGGCCUCGUAUUAAUCCGUCAGAAAGCACUGGUGGGCCAUUUACCAGGCAAUCACAAAGUCUACAAGAUCACCAAGAUAGCUGUCAUUCCACUUUCUGAAGAAGAGCCUCAGGAGCUUGAGCUGGAGGGGAGCUUCAUGGAUGGUGAGACAGAAUAUUUUCAACUUUGCAAGAAGCAUCACUUUGGAAUCGACAAACCAGAAAAACUGGCCCAGUCUCCCGAUGAGUCAAAGUUCUUGAUGAAAACAUUUAGUCAGAUCAAAUCUAACGUUGCUGUGCCCAUCAAGAAAAAGUAUUCCCCUGCCUUCCAGGUCAAGGAAAACAAAGAGAAGGAACGUCUGGAGAGGCGGCUGCUGGAUGAACUGUACAAGAUAUUCAUGGACUCGGACUCCUUCUACUACAGCAUGACCUAUGACCUGACAAACAGUGUCCAGCGUCAGGGAGACUCGGAGAAGUCCAGCUUACCGUUAUGGAAACAGGUGGAUGACCGUUUCUUCUGGAAUAAACACAUGAUCCAAGACCUUAUUGACCUUCAGGUGCCAGACGUCGACUUCUGGGUGAUACCAAUCAUCCAGGGCUUUGUACAGGUGGAGGAACUGGUGGUGAACUACAAUGAUAUGUCCGAUGAGGAGAGGAGCAGCCCUGAGACCCCACCACAGGAGGUCACCUGUGUUGAUGACAUCCAUCCCCGCUUCACUGUGGCCCUGAUCUCCAGACGCAGCCGCCACCGCGCAGGGAUGCGGUACAAACGAAGAGGAGUGGAUACCGAUGGGUGUGUGGCUAACUAUGUGGAGACAGAGCAGUUGAUCCAUGUGCACAGCCACACUCUGUCCUUUGUGCAGACUCGUGGCUCCGUGCCUGUCUUCUGGAGCCAGGCGGGGUACCGCUACAACCCUCGGCCACGCUUAGAGAAAGGAGAAAAGGAGACAAUGUCUUACUUUUCUGAGCACUUUGAAGAACAGCUUAAACUCUACAAGAAGCAGGUCAUCAUUAACUUAGUGGAUCAAAGUGGACGAGAGAAGAUAAUUGGUGACGCAUUUUUGAAGCAAGUCCUGCUUUACAACAACCCAAACCUCACAUACGUUUCAUUUGACUUCCAUGAGCACUGCCGAGGUAUGAAGUUUGAGAAUGUUCAAAUACUGACUGAUGCAAUCUCUGAUAUCAUCACUGACAUGAAGUGGGCCUGGGUGGAUCAGGCCGGAGUUAUCUGCAAGCAGGAGGGUAUCUUCAGAGUCAACUGUAUGGACUGUCUUGACAGGACCAACGUAGUCCAGGCUGCUAUCGCUCGGGUGGUGAUGGAACACCAGCUGAAGAAACUGGGUGUGAUGCCUCCAGAGCAGCCCCUGCCUCUCAAAUGCUACAGGAUUUAUCAGAUCAUGUGGGCCAAUAAUGGAGACACCAUCAGCAGACAGUACGCAGGGACAGCAGCACUCAAGGGAGAUUUCACCAGGACGGGGGAGAGGAGACUGGCUGGGGUGAUGAAGGAUGGUGUGAACUCAGCCAACCGCUACUAUCUGAACCGCUUUAGGGAUGCCUACAGACAAGCAGUCAUUGACCUAAUGAUGGGCCUGCCAGUGACGGAGGACCUGUACUCUAUCUUCAGUAAAGAAAAGGAGCAUGAAGAGAAGGAGAAAGAGAGCCAAAGGGGAGCGCAGGAGCAGGUCAGCCUCCUGCUGCAGACCUACAUGCAGCUUUUACUGCCUGAUGACGAGAAGUUUCAUGGAGGUUGGGCUCUCAUCAAUUGUGACAUGAGCCUCAUUGAUGCAACCAACAAAGACGUGGAUGUGCUGCUGCUCCUGUCUAACAAUGCCUAUUACAUUGCUUACUAUGAUGAAGAAGCAGAUAAAGUCAACCAAUACCAGCGUCUCAAUUUGGAGGGUUUGGAAAAGAUUGAAAUUGGUCCAGAGCCUACUCUGUUUGGGAAGCCAAAGUUCUGCUGCAUGCGUUUGCAUUACAGGAAUGAAGAGACAAGUGGAUACUUUCACACGCUGAGAGCAGCAACACGAAAUCCUGAGGAUGAUGGAAAAGACACAUUACAGUGCAUAGCUGAGAUGCUUCGCAUAACUAAACAGGCCGUGGGGCUGGAUCUGCUUGUGGUUGAAAAGAAGCUGGAGCGGCGGCAGAGCAAACCUCAUGAGGAUAUAAUGGGCAUCCAGAACAAACCUGCUGACCACGUCCAGGGUAGUUCUGGUCUGGCGCAGGGCAAAAGCUUCCUCCUCAACAAAUUCUCCUCCCUCAAUCAGAAAGUGAAACAGACCAAGACGAACGUAAACAUUGGCCCCUUCAAGCCCCUCGGUAGGCUGAGCAACUUCUCUAAACCUGAUGUAAAAGAUUUCCUAAAGCCAACUAUGCAUGUCAACCUGUGGAAGUCGGACAGCAGCUUGGAGACAUCAGAUAAUAACCCUGGUACAGGAGCUGUAAAAGAUAUUGGUGACGAGCACUCUGAAAUAUCAGACUCUGACUCCUAUAAUUCUGACCCAGAGCACCCGUGUUCUGGUUCUUUAGAAAAUGUGGACUAUGUGCUGCCCAGCUGUGGCAUAGUAGCAUCAAACCCACGACUGGGCAGCCGCUCCCAAUCUAUCGGUAGCGUGGAGCUAAAUAUCCCUUCUGUUAUUCGGGUCACUGGCUGUGACGGAAAGCAGGAAAGCUCCUCUCAAGUCAGUGAUGACAAGUCCCCAGGGGCCGCCUCGGUGGCUGAAGAAGCCAUUCUGAUUGACUUUGGUACUCCCAUUGAUGCCUACUGCCACCAGUUUGUCCAGGAUGCACAAACCAAACCUGUGGAGGUGUUUGGAGAGCAGCCACCAGCUGCUGUCCCCCAACUCAACCCUGCGGUGCCUGCGCAGAAGAAGAUCCUAGCAGACCCAGACAAGCAGCCAAGCUCUGAACCGCAGCAUCAGAAGGGGGAGCCCCAGCUCCCUAGGCCUUCACAGCUAGACGUCGAGUCCACUACCUCCUGUUCCAACCUCCUCACCGUCCAGAAGCCCAGCUCUGCUGCCUCAGGUGGCUCUCAGAGGAGUCUGAGUUCACUGAUGGAGGGCAGCCUCGGCCCUUCGCCUGCCGACAGCAACGGCAGCCGAGUGGUGUCCCCCUUUGCCAAGAUCAAGAGCUCCAUGGUCCAGGUAGCCAGCCUCACCCAGGCGGGACUCACCCAGGGCAUCAACUUCGCUGUGGCAAAGGUACAAAAGAGCCCAGAGCCAGAUACUAUCAACGAAGCCCAAGAGAGCGAGCUGAAGGCAAUGUUUACACAGUGCCAGACCAGGAUCAUUCAGAUCUAGUGCUUUCCUUUGUAGCAGGAUUUUGUAGUCAGAUGUCAUGUAGAAACUUCCUGUAUGGUAGCGGUAGCAGUAGCAAAAGCUUGCACAUAGCGGCACUACUCGGCCAAGAAAUGCACUCCUAAAUUUGCCCUUUAGUUAAACUUGCCCAUGUUAAUCAUGACUCUUGUAAAGAACCUAUAAAUAUAUACUGAGGCCCAACAUGACAGUGACCAUGUUUACAUGCACACAAUAACGGAUUCCCUUACCCUUAAGAGAGCACUGAUUAUAUGGUCUAGAUUUUUGCUAUGAGGGAGGUUUAGCUCGUGUCCCUUUUGCCAUGCAACAUUGCACACUGAUAUUGACAUUGUCAGGUGCUCUUUCUUUUAAGUUUAAAUAAUCAAUUGUCCACAAUAUAUUCCGUUCUUAUGGAAAUUGUAAUAAUGCCGAUGAUAUGACAUUUCUGAUGUAAAUCUCAGAAUACCAGAGCUUAGUACCGAGGUUUGAGUAUGAAAAUGGCACAUGAUAAAUGCUUAAUUCUUUGGGGAAUCUGUUAUAACUCCCAUGUGUCAGUGAAAAUUGUAUACAGCAGAACAUUUGAUUGAAAUAUGUGCAUGUACAUACAAAUCCUAAAUCACUCUAAAAAAUACUGCUACCGUUGAAGGAAAUAGUUCUGUAAGUCCAGUUUUCUUGUGAAAUUUCUAGGAUAUUCUCAUUGUGAUUACCUUAAGAGACAAAUAACUAAGACAUAAGAAGAUAAGACUUUUUAAACUCCUGUACUUCCAGAGUGGUAUGCAGAGCAUUUUUGUGCAUGUAAACAUGUGACUACCCUUAGUCUGAAAAUGGACCCACAGUGCUUGCAUGUGAGGUCAAUGGCGACUGAUUUUUGACAAGGCAGGUCAACAUUAGCUGCAUGUUGAAAGACCAACUCUGAUGUUAUCAUGUACUGUAAUGUCAUCAUGUACAGUACGUGCAGGUCACUUAUUGGCGUUUGUGAAAUAGACCUCGUAAUAACUUUCAAUUUGUAUGUUGUUGUAGAAUCCGACCAAAUAUUUUGGGGUUCCCAAAGGACAAUUCUGUGUUAACUAUUACCAUUUUUAUAGCUGUCAGAUACUAGCCAGACGACUUUCUGUACGUAGUUAUCCUAUUUAAUAUCAGUGUUGUCAAGUGUAACUUAGAAGAUAUAGCGUAUAGAAAUAAUGACUACACAAGACCUUUAGUAAAAGUAUCCUGGUU